Messenger RNA from Medioppia subpectinata, 771 nucleotides. Lineage: Eukaryota; Metazoa; Arthropoda; Arachnida; Sarcoptiformes; Oppiidae. The record is from the annotation of a GenBank genome assembly.
GCAAUUCUCACCAUUUAUAUAUCGUUAUCGGUUACAAAAGGCAAACCCAAAAAUUUUAGUUUAUUCCUUUAUAUUGUGUUACGUUUGGCCCGACUUUUGCCACAAUUAAUGAUAUUUAUAUUAUUGACAUUUUUGUUACCACUGUUGGGUUCGGGCCCUCUUUGGGCUGAAGUGGUCGGCAGUAAUGUUGACAAAUGUGAGACCAAUUGGUGGCUAAAUCUGCUUCUCAUUCAAAAUCUCUACAAAUCUGAUCAAAUGUGUGCGGUUCACACGUGGUAUAUCGCUCUGGACUUUCAAUAUCACGUAAUGACAGCUAUUGUUUUAUUAGCCUAUCUGUAUAAUAAGAAAGCGGGGAUUAUAUUAAACACAAUCAUAAUUGUGAUAUUUUUAAUAAUCUCAUCGAUUAUGAUAUAUGUAUACGAAGUGCCGCCGGCUAUCAUCCAUACAUCGCGAACAUAUUUCGGUAAUCUCUAUCACAAACUUCCGCCGUCUUAUGGAGUCAUGAAACCCACAUUCAAUAUAACCAAAUCAUCGCUGACUAUCCUAUGGAUCGCAAUACUCGCCGCCUAUUGUAUCCCAUUGUGGGAUAAAGUCUACUGGAGUUUCGGCCGACCCUUUAGUCCAGCUUUCGCCACAGUUUUCUAUACAUUAUGUCGAGUGAUUUGGACGGUCUGUACGUCACUAAUGAUAUGGUUGUGUAUAUCGGGAAAGGGAGGGCUAAUCAACACAUUUCUAUCGCACCGGGCAUUCGUACCGAUGGCUCGGUUGACA